Molecule: messenger RNA, 1871 nt
Organism: Moneuplotes crassus
Lineage: Eukaryota; Ciliophora; Spirotrichea; Euplotida; Euplotidae
Source: the annotation of a GenBank genome assembly
AAAUGAGAGAGAUUAGAAUUUUGGUCCUUGGAGAUGAAGGGGUUGGGAAGACCUCCAUCAUCUCGACUAUAAUGUCAGAGAGUUUUCCGAAGAACCCUCCAAAGAAAAUACCUCCAGUGUGCAUCCCUCCAGAUAUGUUUGUGCAAUAUAAAGAUAUCUCAACUAUCCUCCUCGAUUCUUCACAGGAUGUCUCCGAUAAUGAAAUUGAGAGAGCAAAUGUGAUCCUCUUGGUCUAUGACGUUGUUCUUCAGGAAACAAAAUCAAGACUAGAAAUGUAUUGGCUCCCUAAAAUUCAAGCUGUGAGCGAAGAAAUUCCAAUAAUAUUGGUUGGAAAUAAAGUUGAUAUGCGCCCAAGCCAUUUCGAUAUUGACCUCGAAGAUAUACUCACUCCUCUGAUCAUGAAAUUUAAGCAGUUGGAAAUGGGAAUCGAAUGUAGCGCAAAAGCUUACAUGAAACUAAUCGAUGUAGUUUUCUGUGCCCAAAGAGCAGUCCUCUUUCCAAUAGCUCCUUUACAAGAUCCUAUCACUAAAGAGCUAACCGAAAAGUUUGAAAAGGCCUUGCUUAGGAUCUUUAGGAUCUGAGACAAAGACUUUGAUGGGUACCUUGACGACUGGGAAAUAGGAGACCUUCAGACAAACGUAUUUAGCAGCGACCUCCUUCCUUGCCAUAUAGAUGGGCUCAAAGAAUUCCUCUACUUAAAGUGUAAAGAUGAGCAGUAUUCAAAAGAAGAUGUAGAGAAAGGACUUAACUUUGAAGCCUUUAAAAUGCUUCAGACAAUUUUCAUCAAAAAGAUGAAACUUCAAACCUCAUGGCUUAUCUUAGAGCAUUUCUGUUACAAUGAAAAACUCAGGAUUAGCGAAGAAUACCUUGUUGAUACAAAGACUCGUCUCAGAGAGGAAAAUGAGCAAUGGGAAGGUAUCGAGCUCUCUGAUAUUGCCAAGGAAUAUUUAACAAAACUUUAUGAUAAAUACGAGAACUCCAAGGGGUAUCUUAACCAUGAUGAUCUUGAAGACAUCUUCCAAACAACUAUUGAAGGGAUUCCAUGGGAAAUAGAAGAAAUUACAAACAUUUCAAAGAAUUAUCAUAUUGAUCUAAAAACAUGGAUAGGACUCUGGCAAAAAGCCUUCUCUGAAGAUUAUGCAUCUGCUUAUGAAUUGAUCGUUUACCUUGGAUUUUGUGAACCAUUUGACUCAACUGUUGAUAUAAAAAUAGAAAGGCAGGAUGCUCUGCUGUCUCAAUCUGGAAAGACUGUCUUCAACUGCUUUAUCAUCGGCAAAAAUUGAACUUCCAGAUCAUACGUCACUGAUACUGUAAUUAUGAACAAAAAGCCUGCUUACCUAGUCUUCACAGAGUUCGACUCGAAAUGCACAAUGGAGGAGCUAAUCAAAGACCAGAGGAAGCUCAAUUACUGUGAUGUAAUCUGCCUGAUUUAUGACGGAUCUGAGAAAUCAUUUAAAUUCAUCAGCGAAGUAAAAGAUUCUCUUCCCAAAGAAAUCGCAAAAGUUGUUAUCAAAAUCUCAGAAGGAGACAAUCUCUCAGGAAUGAUCCCAUCUGAAGAGAUCGCUAAUGAACUGAAGACAUCUCAGUUCCUGGAAGUCAGUCCCCAAGUGAGUGAAGAGAGAAAGGAGAUGGUGACUCAUCCUUCCUCUUUAGAUGUGAUCCUCUCUUCGAAGGAUGCCCUUGAAAUGAUAUCUUCCACAGCCUUGUGUCCUUCUAAAGGAGUUGAUGCCAAUCUUGUAGACCAGUUGAGGGAAGAAGUUGCUAGCAAGAACCAUCAAAAAUAUGCUCUUAUCUUUGGCUCAGUCACCAUUGCCUUAGGGUGCCUUUUCUACUUUGGCAAGAAACACUUAACUGAUUUAGUAAAGAGUUAA